AAAAAAAAGAAAAAGAUCGAGGAUCAGGCGGAAGAGAACAUUCUGGAACUAGAGGGGCCUUACUGACACCGGGGUCCGGAAGUAUAUACUCAAGUCCCGGGCUGUACAGCAAGACCAUGACUCCCACCUACGACUCCCGGGACGGCAGCCCCCUAUCGCCCACCUCGGCAUGGUUUGGUGACAGCGCCCUCUCUGAGGGCAAUCCUGGGAUCUUAGCCGUCAGCCAACCCAUCACCUCUCCCGAUAUUCUCGCCAAAUUAUACAAGCCUCAAACCCUUCUUGACAAAGCCAAGAUAAGCCAAGGGUGGUUGGACUCCUCCCGAUCACUCAUGGAACAAGAUGUGAAGGAUAAUGAAGCCUUGCUACUUCGAUUUAAAUACCACAGCUUCUUUGACUUGAACCCCAAGUAUGACGCCAUCAGAAUCAAUCAGCUCUAUGAACAAGCCAAGUGGGCCAUUCUGCUGGAGGAGAUCGAAUGUACGGAGGAGGAGAUGAUGAUGUUCGCAGCUCUGCAGUACCAUAUCAACAAACUCUCCAUGAUGUCUUCAGAGAACCAUUACAACAACAGCGAUAAGGAAGUCGAUGAGGUUGACGCAGCUCUGUCCGACCUGGAGAUCACUCUGGAAGGAGGGAAGACUUCCACCAUCUUGGGUGACAUCACCUCCAUACCCGGAACUAACAGACAACCUAAAAAUAUUUAAACCGAAGAAGCUGACUCUGAAGGGCUACAAGCAGUACUGGUGCACAUUUAAGGACACCUCAAUAUCUUGUUACAAGAGUAAAGAGGAAGCCAAUGGGAUGCCGGCUCACCAGAUGAACCUGAGGGGCUGUGAAGUGACCCCCGAUGUCAACAUUUCCGGACAGAAGUUCAUCAUUAAGCUCCUCAUCCCGGUGGCUGAAGGAAUGAAUGAAAUCUGGCUGCGCUGUGACAAUGAGAAGCAAUAUGCUCACUGGAUGGCAGCCUGCAGAUUGGCAUCCAAGGGAAAGACCAUGGCAGACAGUUCCUACAACCUGGAAGUCCAGAACAUCUUGUCCUUCUUGAAGAUGCAACACCUAAACCCGGACCCUCAGUUCAUUCCUGACCAGGUCAACUCUGACAUCAACCCAGAGUGCGUCGUCUCACCCCGUUAUUUGAAGAAGUACAAGAACAAACAGCCAGGCUAUGUAAGAGAUUUGAUCACGGCCCGGAUCCUGGAAGCCCAUCAGAACGUCGCCCAGAUGAGUCUCAUAGAAGCAAAGAUGAGGUUCAUCCAAGCCUGGCAAUCCUUGCCGGAGUUCGGCAUCACCCAUUUCAUCGCCAGGUUCCAAGGUGGGAAGAAGGAGGAACUGAUUGGCAUUGCCUACAACCGGCUCAUUAGGAUGGAUGCCAGCACCGGUGAUGCCAUUAAAACUUGGAGGUUCAGCAACAUGAAGCAAUGGAACGUCAACUGGGAAAUAAAAAUGGUAACCGUGGAGUUUGCCGAUGAAAUGAGGCUCUCCUUCAUCUGCACAGAAGUGGAUUGCAAAGUAGUUCACGAAUUUAUCGGCGGCUACAUCUUCCUGUCCACGCGGGCCAAGGACCAGAACGAAAGUUUGGAUGAAGAAAUGUUCUUUAAACUGACAAGCGGAUGGGUGUGA
Messenger RNA from Staurois parvus, 1617 nucleotides. Lineage: Eukaryota; Metazoa; Chordata; Amphibia; Anura; Ranidae. The record is from the annotation of a GenBank genome assembly.